Thalassophryne amazonica is the source of this 13500-nucleotide messenger RNA. RefSeq names its product neurofibromin. Lineage: Eukaryota; Metazoa; Chordata; Actinopteri; Batrachoidiformes; Batrachoididae. Bases 180 to 8504 code for a protein of 2774 amino acids. The transcript is spliced from 57 exons. Gene Ontology annotation, biological process: regulation of GTPase activity. The record is from RefSeq and is a predicted model, not a curated record.
CCAUCAAUUUAUGUGAAGAAGACUUCCGGUGGUGUGUCAUGGCGGUGGCAUGGUGACUCCUUUAGAAAGGGGAAAGUACUCGGCCUUUUCGUCCUUUCCCAUCACCACGGGACGGAUUUUCAUGCGUCUCUGAACCUGUCCGCUCCGCCGUCGUACCUUGGAUUAGUAGCGCAGCGGCUAUGGCGGCUCACAAACCGGUGGAAUGGGUCCAGGCCGUGAUUACUCGAUUUGAUGAGCAGCUUCCGAUUAAAGUUGGACACCAGAACACCCACACUAAAGUGAGCACGGAGCACAACAAGGAAUGUCUGAUCAAUAUCUCCAAAUACAAGUUCUCGCUUGUCAUCAGUGGCCUCACCAACAUCCUGAAAAAUGUUAACAACAUGCGGAUAUUUGGAGAUGCUUCUGAGAAGAACCUCUACCUCUCCCAGCUCAUCAUCCUGGAUACACUGGAGAAGUGCCUGGCUGGGCAAUCCAAAGACUGCUUGCGACUGGAUGAGACCAUGCUGGUUAAACAACUACUGCCAGAGAUUUGCCAUUUCAUCCAUACAUACCGCGAGGGCCAGCAGCACGCUGCUGAACUUCGAGCCUCGGCCUCAGCUGUCCUCUUUUCUUUGAGCUGUAAUAACUUCAACGCUGUCUUCAGCCGCAUCUCCACCAGGUUACAAGAACUAACGGUGUGUUCAGAAGACAAUGUGGAUGUCCAUGACAUAGAGCUGAUGCAGUACAUCAAUGUGGACUGCUCCAAGCUAAAGCGGCUGCUGCAAGAAACUGUGCUGAAGUUUAGAGCUCUGAAGAAACCUGCCCAACUUGCAGUCAUCAACAGUUUAGAAAAGGCAUUUUGGAACUGGGUGGAAAAUUAUCCAGAUGAGUUCACCAUGCUCUACCAGAGGCCUCAAGCAGAUAUGGCAGAAGCUGCAGAGAAGUUAUUUGACCUGGUGGACAGCUUUGCAGAGAGUGCAAAGAGGAAAGCCGCAGUGUGGCCGCUGCAAAUCAUCCUCCUCAUCCUCUGCCCAGAGAUCACACACACCAUCGCCAAAGACACUGUGGAGGACAGCAAGGUCAACAAGAAGCUGUUUCUGGAUAGUUUGCGGAAGGCUUUAGCUGGCCAGGGAAGCAGCAAACAGCUGAUGGAGAGUGCUGCCAUCGCUUGUGUGAAACUGUGUAAAGCCUCCACCUAUGUCAACUGGGAGGAUCACUCCACCAUUUUUCUGCUUGUCCAGUCCAUCGUCAUGGAUCUCAAGACGUUGCUGUUUAACCCAGCCAAACCUUUCUGGAGGGGAACAGCCAGCCAGAAUGCUGACUUGGAGCUCAUGAUGGACUGCUUUGUCUCCUGUUUCCGCAUCAAUCCUCACAACAACCAGCACUUUAAGGUCUGUUUGGCAUCUUCAUCCCCUUCCACAUUUCACUUUGUUCUGGUCAACUCCCUGCACAAAAUAAUCACAAACUCUCAUCUGGACUGGUGGCCUAAAAUCGACGCUGUGUACUGCUACUCCGGAGAGCUUCGCUUCAUGUUCUCAGACACUCUCAACCGGGUGAUCCAAGGAGUCGGCACCCAUGCACCACUGCGAAUGACAACGAGUCUCACAUUCAAAGGGAAGAUGAGCACUAGCCUUAAAUUCAAAGAAAAAGCCACAGAUCUUGACACUCGAAGUUAUAAGUGCCUCCUUCUUGCUUUGGUCAAACUCAUUCAUGCUGACCCCAAACUCAUGUUACAUAACCCAGUGAAGCAAGGUCCAGAUGUCCAGAGCAGCACAGCAGAGCUCAUCAUUGGACUAGUGCAGCUGGUGCCACUAACCAACACCGCGCAACUCUCACAUGAAGCUAUGGAGGCUCUGUUAGUUCUCCACCAGCCAGAGACCAUAGAGCUGUGGAACCCCGAUGCACCAAUGGAGACCUUUUGGGACAUCAGUUCACAGGUGCUCUUCCUCAUAUGCCGUAAACUGAUUGGCCAGCAGUUGAUCAAUGGGACGGAUGUACUCAAAUGGCUGAGAGAGAUUCUUAUCUACAGGAAUAAGUUUUUGCUCAAGAACAAGGAGUGUGCCACGAUGGGUGCAGGUAUUCCCUUUUGCCGACAGGCGCAGACAAAACUAGAGGUUUGUCUCUACAUGUUCCUUUGGAGCCCAGAUACUGAGGCGGUGCUGGUCGCCAUGUCCUGCUUCCGUCACCUUUGUGAGGAAGCAGAUAUUCGCAGCGCUGCUGAUGAGGUUCCCGUCCAGACCAUCCUGCCCAACUAUGCCACUUAUAGUGAGCUGGCCUCAGUCAGCAACAUGAUGGGCACAGGACGAUCCACGUUGCAGAAGAGAGUGAUGGCUUUGUUAAGAAGAAUAGAGCAUCCCACCCCAGGAAACAUUGAGGCUUGGGAGGACACACAUUCUAAAUGGGAUCAAGCCACUAAGCAGAUUCUUAACUUCCCAAAAAACAAGGGCGAUGAUGGACAGCAGGAGUGGAUCAACAUGACAGGCUUCCUGUGUGCUUUGGGAGGAGUGUGUUUGCAGCAGCGCAGCACCCCUGGCCCUGCUACUUAUAGUCCACCAAUGGGUCCCAUGAGCGAACGCAAACACUCUAUGAUCUCCAUGGGCUUCUGCGAGGUUUCAAAUCCUGUAGCUUCCACAUCCUGCUCAUCGUCAGCCUCCAGCGAAACACCCGUCAGCCGCUUCCUGGACCGACUGCUGUCCCUGCUGGUGUGUGGCCAUGACAGAGUUGGCCUCCACGUUCGCAACAACGUCAAAGACCUCUUGGGACUGGAACUUAGUCCUGCCCUGUAUCCCAUGCUCUUCAACAAACUCAGAAACAGCAUCGGCAAGUUCUUUGAUACGCAAGGGCCGGUUCCUAUCAAUGACACCAACACCCAGUUUGUGGAGCAGACCAUUGCCAUCAUGAAGAACCUACUUGAUAACCACACAGAGGGCAGCUCUGAACACCUGGGACAGGCCAGCAUCGAGACCAUGAUGCUAAACCUGGUCAGGUAUGUCCGCAUUCUGGGUAAUAUGGUCCAUGCAAUCCAGAUCAAAACCAAGCUGUGCCAACUGGUAGAGGUGAUGAUGGAGAGACGGGAUGACCUCUCCUUCUGCCAGGAGAUGAAGUUCAGAAAUAAGAUGGUAGAAUACUUGACUGACUGGGUGAUGGGUACCUCCAACCAAGCUGCUGAUGAAGACAUUAAGUGCCUGACGAGGGAUCUGGACCAGGCAAGUAUGGAGGCUGUGGUGUCCCUGUUAGCUGGCCUUCCUCUGCAGCCUGAAGAGGGCGAUGGAGUAGAACUGAUGGAGGCCAAAUCUCAACUCUUCCUAAAGUACUUCACUCUGUUCAUGAACCUGCUGAAUGAUUGCAGUGAGGUGGAGGAUGAGGGCCAGGCAGUGGGAGGACGGAAGAGAGGAAUGUCUCGCCGCCUGGCUUCUCUUCGCCACUAUACUGUCCUGGCCAUGUCGAACCUCCUCAACGCAAACGUAGACAGUGGCCUUAUGCACUCCAUUGGUUUGGGCUACCACAAGGAUCUGCAAACUCGAGCCACCUUUAUGGAAGUAUUGACCAAGAUUCUACAACAGGGAACAGAGUUUGACACACUGGCUGAGACGGUGCUGGCUGAUAGGUUUGAGAGACUGGUGGAACUGGUAACCAUGAUGGGAGACCAGGGGGAGCUUCCUAUUGCAAUGGCACUGGCAAAUGUGGUUCCUGGUUCUCACUGGGAUGAGCUAGCCCGUGUGCUGGUGACACUGUUUGACUCCCGCCACCUCCUCUACCAGCUUCUGUGGAACAUGUUCUCCAAAGAGGUGGAGCUUGCGGACUCCAUGCAGACGCUCUUCCGAGGCAACAGUCUUGCAAGCAAAAUAAUGACCUUCUGUUUCAAGGUAUAUGGUGCGGCGUAUCUGCAGAAGCUGCUGGAACCUUUAUUGAGAGGUGUCAUCACCACCCCAGAACACAUGGGUUUUGAGGUGGAUCCAACCAGACUGGAGCAGGGAGAGAACCUGGAGGAGAACCAGAGGAAUCUCUUACAGAUCACAGAGCGGUUCUUCCAGGCCAUCAUUGGCUCAUCCAGCGAGUUCCCCCCACAACUCCGCAGCGUCUGCCACUGUCUCUACCAGGCUACUUGCCACUCUCUACUGAAUAAAGCAACACUAAAAGAAAAAAAGGAAAACAAAAAAGCAGUGGUGAGUCAGCGUUUCCCACAGAACAGUAUCGGUGCAGUGGGCAGCGCCAUGUUUCUGCGCUUUGUCAACCCAGCAAUUGUCUCUCCGUAUGAAGCUGGCAUCUUGGAGAAGAAGCCUCUGCCCAGGAUAGAACGGGGCCUCAAACUUAUGUCCAAGAUUCUGCAGAGCAUUGCCAAUCAUGUGUUGUUCACAAAAGAGGAGCACAUGAGACCCUUUAAUGACUUUGUGAAGGGCAACUUUGAUGCAGCCAGACGGUUUUUCUUGGACAUAGCGUCUGACUCACCACCCAGUGACUCUGUCAAUCACAGUCUGUCUUUUAUCAGUGAUGGUAACGUGCUGGCUCUGCAUCGUCUGCUGUGGAACAACCAGGAGAGAAUCGGCCAGUACCUCUCCAGUAACAGGGAUCACAAGGCUGUGGGGAGGCGACCAUUUGAUAAGAUGGCCACCCUGCUGGCCUACCUCGGCCCUCCAGAACACAAACCUGUGGCUGACACUCACUGGUCCAGUCUCAACCUGACAAGCUCCAAAUUUGAAGAAUUCAUGACCAGGCACCAAGUGCAUGAGAAAGAGGAGUUCAAAGCAUUGAAGACUCUCAACAUCUUCUACCAGGCAGGCACAUCUAAGACCGGCAACCCUGUGUUCUAUUACAUUGCACGCAGAUUCAAAACAGGCCAGAUCAACGGUGACUUGCUCAUUUACCACGUCCUCCUCACCCUCAAGCCUUACUAUGCCAAGCCCUAUGAGAUUGUGGUAGAUCUAACACACGUAGGACCCAGCAAUCGCUUUAAGACAGACUUUCUGUCCAAGUGGUUUGUGGUCUUUCCCGGAUUUGCCUAUGAGAAUGUGGCAGCUGUGUAUGUUUACAACUGCAGCAGUUGGGUGAGGGAGUACACAAAGUAUCACGAGAGGCUGCUGACUGGCGUAAAAGGCAGCAAGCGCCUCCAGUUCAUUGACUCUCCUGCUAAACUGGCUGAACACAUCGAACCUGAACAACAGAAGCUUCCUGCUGCCACGUUGACCCUGGAAGAAGAUCUUAAAGUGUUCCACAAUGCCCUCAGAGUGUCCCACAAAGACUCCAAAGUCAUAAUAAAGGUUGGAUCUACAGCGGUUCAGGUGACCUCAGCUGAGCGGACUCGAGUUCUUGGUCAGCCUGUCUUCCUCAACGAUGUCUACUACGCCUCUGAGAUUGAGGAGAUUUGCCAGGUCGAUGAAAACCAGUUCACACUGACCAUGGCUAACCAGGGCAUUCCGCUCACAUUCAUGAACCAAGAGUGUGGUGUCAUUGUCCAGUCCAUCAUCCACAUUCGAACACGCUGGGAGCUGUCGCAGCCUGACUCCAUCCCGCAGCACACCAAGAUCCGACCAAAAGAUGUUCCUGGCACUCUUCUCAACAUUGCUCUUCUCAACCUUGGCAGCUCUGACCCUAGCCUGAGGUCUGCAGCUUACAACCUGCUGUGCGCUUUGACCUGCACCUUCAACUUAAAGAUAGAGGGCCAGUUGCUGGAGACGUCAGGACUCUGCAUCCCAGCUAACAACACACUCUUCAUAGUGUCCAUCAGCAAGACUUUGGCUGCCAAUGAGCCACAUCUCACCCUGGAGUUUCUGGAGGAGUGCAUCUCAGGCUUUAGCAAGUCUAGUAUCGAGUUGAAGCAUCUCUGUCUGGAGUACAUGACACCCUGGCUGCUGAACCUGGUUCGUUUCUGUAAGCACAAUGAUGAUGCCAAGCGCCAGCGUGUCACCGCCAUUUUGGACAAACUCAUCACCAUGACGAUCAACGAAAAGCAGAUGUAUCCCUCCAUUCAGGCCAAGAUCUGGGGCAGCUUGGGUCAGAUCACAGACCUGCUGGAUGUGGUGUUGGACAGCUUUAUUAAGACCAGUGCCACAGGAGGACUGGGCUCCAUCAAGGCAGAGGUCAUGGCUGACACUGCUGUAGCUUUGGCUUCAGGCAAUGUCAAACUUGUCUCCAGCAAGGUUAUUGGCCGGAUGUGUAAGAUCAUUGACAAGACCUGUCUGUCACCGACACCCACCCUCGAGCAGCACCUGAUGUGGGACGAUAUUGCCAUUUUGGCCCGCUACAUGCUCAUGCUGUCAUUCAACAACUCCCUGGAUGUUGCAGCCCAUCUGCCAUAUCUGUUCCAUGUGGUGACCCUGCUGGUGGCCACAGGGCCCCUGUCUCUCAGGGCCUCCACUCACGGUUUGGUCAUCAACAUCAUCCACUCCCUUUGCACCUGUUCACAGCUGAACUUCAGUGAGGAGACGAAGCAAGUUUUGCGACUGAGCUUGACUGAGUUUUCCCUGCCCAAAUUCUAUCUGCUGUUUGGCAUCAGCAAGGUCAAGUCAGCUGCCGUUAUUGCCUUCCGCUCCAGCUACCGUGACCGCUCCUUCUCACCAGGGUCAUAUGAGAGGGAGACCUUUGCCCUAUCAUCUCUGGAAACAGUCACUGAGGCCCUGCUGGAGAUCAUGGAGGCCUGUAUGAGGGACAUCCCUGCCUGCAAGUGGUUGGACCAGUGGACAGAGCUCGCACAGAAGUUUGCAUUCCAGUACAACCCGUCCCUGCAGCCCAGAGCUUUGGUGGUUUUUGGCUGCAUCAGUAAGCGGGUGAGCCAUGGCCAGAUAAAACAGAUCAUCCGGAUCCUCAGCAAGGCCAGCCCACUCCUCAGCAUAGACCGGGGUCUUGAGAGCUGUCUGAAGGGACCGGACAAUUACAACAGCCAAGUGUUAAUUGAAGCCACUGUCAUUGCUUUGACCAAACUACAGCCUCUCCUCAGCAAGGAGUCUCCGAUGCACAAAGCCCUAUUCUGGGUGGCCGUAGCUGUGCUGCAGCUGGAUGAAGUCAACCUGUACUCUGCUGGAACCGCCCUGCUGGAGCAGAACCUACACACAUUAGACACAAUGAGAGUUUUCAAUGACAAGAGUCCAGAGGAAGUCUUCAUGGAGAUCAGACGUCCUUUAGAAUGGCACUGUAAGCAGAUGGAUCACUUUGUUGGCCUCAAUUUUAGUGCUAACUUCAACUUUGCUCUGGUGGGCCACCUGCUCAAAGGAUACAGACACCCAUUACCCACGACUGUAGCUAGGACGGUGAGAAUCCUGCACACGCUAUUGGCUCUUAUCAGCAAGCAUCUGAAAUGUGACAAGUUUGAGGUCAACACCCAAAGCGUGGCCUAUCUGGCAGCACUCCUUACUGUGUCUGAAGAGGUGCGAAGUCGCUGUAGCCUCAAGCACAGGAAAUCACUCCUGUUUUCUGACCUCUCCAUGGACCCAGUCCCCAUGGACACCUACUCCAGUCACAUGACAGAUCCCAGUUGUCGAACUUUACGAGAGACCCAGCCUUGGACGUCACCUCAGGUUUCAGAGCGAUAUCUUUCUGCCCACUAUCCCACAGUUGGCCAGAUCAGCCCACGAACACGCAAGUCCAUGAGCCUGGACAUGGGUCAGCCUUCACAGGCCAAUACAAAGAAGCUCCUCGGAACCAGGAAGAGCUUUGAUCAUUUGAUAUCAGACUCAAAAGCACCAAAGAGACCAGAGGUGGAGUCCGGCAUGACUACACCUCCCAAGAUGAGACGUGUUGGAGAGAAUGACUAUGAAAUUGAGACACAAAGAAUUGGAAACUCUCAUCUUCGCAAGGUGUCUGUGUCAGAGUCCAAUGUUCUACUGGAUGAGGAAGUGCUGACUGACCCCAAGAUCCAGGCUCUUCUUCUCACAGUGCUGGCCACCCAGGUCAAAUAUACGACAGAUGACUUUGACCAGCGGAUUUUGUAUGAGUACUUGGCAGAAGCUAGCGUUGUCUUCCCAAAGGUGUUUCCAGUUGUCCACAAUCUACUGGACUCCAAGAUUAACACUGUGCUGUCCUUGAGCCAGGACACCAACCUGUUGAACCCCGUCCACGGCAUCGUCCAGAGUGUGGUCUACCAUGAGGAGUCACCCCCGCAGUACCAGCCCUCCUAUUUACAAAGCUUUGGCUUUAAUGGACUGUGGAGAUUUGCUGGCCCCUUCUCCAAGCAAACCCAGAUACCAGACUAUGCCGAGCUCAUCGUCAAGUUUCUGGAGGCGUUGAUUGACAGCUACUUACCAGCAGCUGACGAGGAGCGAGGAGAGGAGCAGCUACGGACUCCCACUUCCCCGUACCCUCCAACUAGCCAAAGCCAGCUCAGCAUCACUGCCAACCUUAAUCUGUCCAACUCGAUGACCUCGCUGGCCACCUCCCAGCAUUCACCAGGCGUGGACAAGGAGAAUGUCCAGCUGUCUCCGAGCUCAGCUCUGUCCAGCAGCAGUCGUACUCGCCACGGUUCGGCCAGUCAGGUGCAGAAGCAGCGCAGUGCCGGCAGCUUUAAGAGACCCAGCAUUAAGAAGAUCGUCUGACGAGCCAGAGAACAACCUGCUCCGCUCCACCUCCAGCCUCCAGGCCUCAUGCUGCACUCCACUUUUCAACCUUUUUAUUUACUUCUCCUCCUGUGUUUUGCUUUGGCAGGAGAAAGAUUUUUUUUAUUAUUAAAGUUUUUUUUUUUUUUUUGGGUUGUUGUUUUGCUUUAAGGAAUAACGGCAAGAGCAAACUGAGAUUUUUCCUUUUUUAGAAUCAUGUUUGUUGUCUUUUGGAGUCUGUCCUUGUGGAAGAAGAGGUGGUUUCAUGGGUCUUAAAGGCCACACAGAAAACAGACAUCAGGGUUGCAGUUGGACAUGGAUGAAGUCCUCAAUGGUGCCAGUUUUUGGUGCCGGAAGAGCUGAAAAAGAAAAUUCAGACUUGGAUGAAGGAUUUGGAUUUUUGUCAUGUCUGCAAGAUCCUUGGCCUUCCCCAUUGACUCUGCAUAAACACUCUGUCAGUCAGCGCCAGAUGGACCAAACGACAACCGCGGCAGGAGCCGACCUGAGGAACGGAGCCACUGGGGCUCGUCCCCAGUCCUGUACAUAUUGUCAUAGACAGAUGAUGUAUAACUCGUCCUUAGUGAUAAUUUAGAUGUUGAGGUUCUCUCCAUGGUGUGCCUUUGUUGGGGGUUUUCAGUGUGUACACUUUGUAUAGUUAAGAUUUGCUGAGAACAAAGAACAGGUACUAAUUAUGGAGGCAUGCCGUCCAUAUCACCAUGAGUUAACAUGCCGCAAAAGAGCUGAGUCAUGACUGGCCUCCAAUGAUCGUCAGAUAUACAAUCAUCCAUAUACCCUGUUGCCUGAAAGUAUUUAAUCCUGUACAGCUAGAUAGUGCUACAAAAUUAUUCUUUUACAACACUUUCCAAAAACCUGAUUCUUUUCAAACACUUUUUGUGUGUGAAUAUGAAGAUUUUAAAACACUAGGGGAAAAUAGAUUUGUAAAUAGUUAACUUUUUUUUUUUGGUAUAAACUGUCAUUUCUGUGCAUUGCAUUUGUGUGUUUACACAGAGUAAAGAACUGUGUAAUGGGUAGGGCUGCAACUAACCAUUUAUACAUUAUCCAUUAAUCUGUUAUUCUGUCGAUUAAUCGUUUGGUCUGUCGCUUGUCAGAAAAUGAAUUCGUUAUCAGAUUCCAUUGUGACAUCACAAAUCGUCUGUCUUGCCAACAGUCUUAAACCCAAACGUAUUGAGUUUACAAAAUGAAACGGAGAAAAGCCGCAACCACACAAGGAUGUUUUUUUUAAUGACUUUAUUCAACAAUUACCAAAAUAUUUGGAGACAAGCGUUUUGAGUAACAGGCAAUAAUAAUAAACUCUGAAAGUGCUUUGCACAGCCUAACAGGGAAAACACAAUCCACACAGAGCGACGCCAGUUCUGUGUUUCAAAACUAUUUUCUUUCAUGUCGGAUAGAUUUAUUACCUCCAACGAUGACCACCUUAAUUGGAGAAAGACUGUGUGAUGCUACAGUAGAACACCACCUGUUAUUUCACCUUAACAAUAAGAGCCGGUAGGAACCGAGCAAUAGCAGCCAUUUUAAAGGACGCAUAGAAAAACGCGUUCCCGCCUUUGUUUGUUGGUUUGGUCAAGGUUUCAAGAAAACUGUGACCUACAAACAUGCUUUCUACUGAGAAGAAAAUGUUUUAAAAGAAGGAAGUACAUCAGGCUUAAUGUUUUAUUAACACUAGUGACAUAUAGUAAUUAUUUAGUAAGUAAAAUGCAUAAAGUGACAAAACUUGAAGGGCAAUAUUACAGCGCAUACUUCUGCCAAGGUCCAGAAUGCUUAAACUGGCAACGAGUUUCAGCGAUAUUUUUUGCCCCCGUUCCUUCAUCUGGAUUUAGCAACUAAAUGUCGUGAUUUGUGUUCCGAGCCAGGCUAAACUUUUUCUCAUAGUUUUGUGAAAAUGCUUACAUUAUAAAGUAUCAGUGUUAAAUUUAUAUUUCCCAUCACUGCCCUUUACGUAAAUCAACCAGUGUCACUCUCACCAUGUUCGUAGUUUAAUAAAAGUCUGUUCAUUAGUUUUUGAUUGAACCUGCAUGAAGGAAGAAUCUCAUGAAGAAAGAAAAAUUCAACAUGAUGAAUUUCACGAAAGAUUUGGGACCAAUUUUGUAUCCUAAAAACUCAGCAGGUGACCAAAAUUAGGUGGCGCUCCACUCAGCUGUAUUUUAUUAUUUGAAAUUGAGAUGACAGAAAAUUUUUAUUUAUUUUUAAUAAUGUCCUUUCUGCUCAAAAAAAGAAAACUCAAAAAUUGUUGCUUUCAGGCUACUGGUGGGAGGAAAAAAAUUAACAAAGGAUUUGUGACAAAAACUCGGUUACAUAAAGUUGUGUUUUGCGAGGAUUGAUUUAUACCACAUUAAGAGUUGACAUGUUGGGAUUAAAAUCAUAAUUUGGGCAAAAAUUGGUGAUCUUAAACAACUGGGACUGGUGGGGUGUUUGGGGGGGGGGGGGGGGGGGUGCUAUAAUAAGUUCCUUGUAUGGGUCUCUGAUCAAAAUCUUUUCUUGCACACUUUAGUGUUCUCAUAUUUGUGAUAGAUAAUGUGCCGAUAUGUGAUUUGGUUCUUAUUAUUGAAACAAAAGUAGAACGUUUUCCCUACUUUUACUUUUUUUUUUAUUAACACUGCAGAUUCUCUUUGCUGUUGGAUUGUUCACACUUUUCUACCCACAUAUUCUCCAAGUGUUAUUUAAUAAAAAUAUGUAAAUUACCGUUUUAAUUUGUUCAACGCUUGUCUUACAGUGAGAACUUUCUUCUUCUGAGUAUGCCUGUUUUCUUAAAAUAUCAUCCCAGCUUUGUAACUUUAAUCUUAAAAGGUGCUGUGAAUUCCAUUUUAAACAUUAUAAUGUAGCUGCCGAUCAAUGAUUUCUCCGUCAAUAUGAGAAUGAACGACACUCGAGUUUUUCUCUUCCUCAGUUUUUUACAGUUGCCCCUCCCCCGUCUUUGACAAAACAGCAGUGACCACCCAACAACACCCCCCCCAAAAAAAAAUAAAAACACAGCCAGAGACUAAAACAUCCCUCUGACUAAGAAUGUGGGUCGACUAGAAUCAGGGGUCUAGCUUUUCCCAGAUGAUGAUCCCUUUUAGCUGCUACAGGGCUCCAGUUUGUCUUGGUACUCUGUUUCCUUCUCCUUGGUGUGGGGUAGGAGUGGCCGAGGGGAAGCCCGUGUUUUGAUCUGAGAUGCUGAUGGUUUCCUGCAACAUCCAGUUGCACUAUAUCGUGUACAAAACCCUUAAAACCAUGUGUUUUGUCUCAUAAUGUUGAGGUUCAGCUUAUGCUCUGCAGUACAAUGAAGAUGGCCUUAAACCCAGUCGUACAUGGAAGUAUAGAGUUGAAUGUGGGGAAAACGAGUCAGCAAAUAUUUGGGUUUAUUAGAAUCUUUUCAUCAUUGGCACAUUAAUAGUGUCGGCAGUGAAACAGUUGGCUGAUACUCAUGGAGAUGGUACCAAACUCAAAUUCAGUCAGAACACCGCGGUGUCGGCACAUUUCUGUUACUGGACGGCACCUCCUCAUAUGCCGACGUUUUCGAGCAAAUAAAACCUGUUUCUAAUUUUGGUUCUGUAGUUGUAUUUCAUGUGGAAUGUGUCAAAGUCGAGGCAUGUCAUCUGCAUCUUCCCAGUCCACCCAGCUCUAAAUGGGUACUGCUCCUGGCUCGGGAAGUAACCCGAGUCCUGUCGAUGAGGAGUUGAAGUUGUGCUAUCCAGGGUUAAACAUCAACACCAGUGGCAGGGGCAGGUCGAGCUUCAGGUCAAGGGUUGGUUGGGCUAUAACUCAGGCGGGUCCGGGGAGAUGCACCCCAGGAAGCCUUUUUCCUGCAUUCUAGGGCAAUCUGGCAAACUGAAUACUGACUCUAGUCUUUGUUUUUAAUGCAUAAUUUUUAUUUAAACACUAGAAAGCUUCUAUUUCUGCAUGCACCAGUAAGCCUUUCUUUUAGUAAGACCAUUCCCAAAUUUUAUCACGCUUUUGGUCAGUGCCUCGAGUGGGGGGCUGCAUCUCCUUCAACCCCCCCCCCAUAUAGGACUCUGACUUCAGUGUUCCAGCUGGACUCACUGAUGUUCAUCUAAACCUUAGUUGUUAGAACACGUGGAACAGUGGUGAUUUUGUUUUUUGUUUUGUUUUGUUUUUUAAACAAACCUGAAAGGAACCUCCCAGGUCUAGUAAACUGGUUCUGUUUGGUCACUCUUUGGAAUCAGCUGUAAAGUCUUUGUUCGUGUCCUAUCACAUACCACCACCUCACUGUUCUAAAAGGUACGCUUGGUGAUUUUUUUUUUUUUCUUCAGAAAAAUCUUGGUGUUUCUUUCGUGUGUGUGUGUGUGUGUGUGUGUGUGUGUGUGUGUGUGUGUGUGUGUGUGUGUGUGUGUUGUCAGAUUGUUCAUUUAAGACCAUGUUCCGUCCAAAAGCAGUACUAUGUAAACAACAUGCAAGCAUGUGUGUUAGCGUGUUGGUUUGUGUGAGAAAUCACCCAGGAGAUCCGGAUUAAUUGGAGCAGCUGACACUCCAUGAAGGCAGAGUUUUAGUUUACAAAUCCACUGAUUUAUCCUACUUGAUUGGCCACGCCCACUGUUGUCAGCGGCAUCACUGAACUCAAUGAGGUGCUUUUUUUGUUUGUUUUCAACAGUGCUUUCCUUGCUGUGAGCGCGGCCUUAGCGUGACGAGUGUGUGAAUGGAAAGAUGAAAGAUUAUCUCUCCUGGACCUCUUAAAAAAAGUGGUUGACUUGCACUAAUUUAAAAACAGUCAUGGGUUUCUAAAGAUGGAAAAAUGCGGCAUGUUUUAUUUGAUGUUAUGCAAAAUCUAAUGUCUGUAGAGUUUUAGUCUGAGUGUUUAUUUUAAUGCAGUAUGUGUGACAAUUGUAAAUAAUUUGUGUACAAUUUAAGAUGGUAUAUUUACUACACUGUACAUACAGGUGAUAUUGUAUCAUUUUGUUUUUGUAAAGCAGUUAGUUUCUGUAUAAUACUACACAAAUUGAACUAUUCCAGUGUUAGUAAUAAAAUGUUUUGCUCUCCA